This is a messenger RNA of Oryza brachyantha (malo sina), 3219 nucleotides long. RefSeq names its product DNA repair endonuclease UVH1. Gene Ontology annotation, cellular component: nucleotide-excision repair factor 1 complex. Gene Ontology annotation, biological process: double-strand break repair via homologous recombination; nucleotide-excision repair involved in interstrand cross-link repair; resolution of meiotic recombination intermediates. The transcript is spliced from 9 exons. Lineage: Eukaryota; Viridiplantae; Streptophyta; Magnoliopsida; Poales; Poaceae. Gene Ontology annotation, molecular function: single-stranded DNA endonuclease activity; damaged DNA binding; single-stranded DNA binding. The record is from RefSeq and is a predicted model, not a curated record. The coding region runs from base 1 to 3117 and encodes 1038 amino acids.
AUGCAAACUUUGGUAGUAAUGGGCCGGCUGUGGAGGAGGCCCACGAGCCCACUGCAGUCGGUCGGUAGCGCAGCGCGUUCUACUCUCCUCGUCGUCUCCCCCGUCUCUCUCCCAUUCUUCCGAGGAGAAGGAAAGGACGCCGCCGCGGCCGCGAUGCUCCCGUUCGAGGAGCAGGUGGUGGCAGACCUCCUGGAGGACCCCAACGGCGGCCUGGUGGUCCUCUCAUCCGGCCUCCCGCUCGCCUCCCUCGCCUCCGCUCUCCUCCUCCAGCUCUACCACCAAUCCCCCGGCGGCUGCUUCCUGAUCCUCUCCGCUCCCGACCCUCUCAAGGACCAAAUCCGCCGCCGCCUCCUCCAACCCAACUCCCAGCCUCUCCUUCAGCUCCACGACGUGGCCCCCGACCUCCCCGCCCACCACCGCGUCGCCCUCUACGCCUCCCGCGCUGCGCUCUUCCUCUCCCCCCGCGCCCUUGUCGCCGACCUCCUCACCCACCGCCUUCUCCCCUCCCAUGUCCACGCCCUUCUCCUUCUCUCCGCCCACCGCUCCUCCGACACCUCCUCCGACGCCUUCGUGGCUCGCCUCCUCCGCCAGCACCACCUUCUCCCUGUCUACGCCUUCUCCGAUCGCCCCCACGCCAUGGUCUCCGGCUUCGCCAAGGCGGAGCGCACUAUGAAGAGCCUCUACAUCCGACGCCUCCACCUCUGGCCCCGCUUCCACGUUCUUGCUGCAGCAGACCUCGAGCGCGCCCCACCCGAGGUCGUCGACGUACGCGUCCCCAUGACCCAGCCCAUGAGGGGCAUCCAGGCAGCCAUCCUCGAUGCCAUGGACGCCUGCCUCAAGGAGCUGAGACGGACUAACAAGGUCGAUGUCGAGGACCUCACCGUCGACAAGGGCCUCUUCAAGUCCUUUGAUGAGAUCGUCAGGAGGCAGCUCGACCCCAUCUGGCACACGCUUGGCAAGAAGACCAAGCAGCUCGUCGCCGACCUCAGGACGCUACGCAAGUUGCUUGAUUAUCUUCUCAGGUAUGACGCCGUGACAUACUUGAAGUACCUAGACACACUCAGAGUAUCUGAAGGCGUCCGAUCUGUUUGGAUCUUUGCUGAUUCAAGCCACAAGAUAUUUGACCUUUCAAAAAGGCGUGUCUACCAGGUUGUGAGAGCAGACGGUACAAAGGUUGCUGCAGACAGCAAGGGCACACCAACAAAGAAGAGGAAGGUGGCACACAGUAGUAGCAGGAAAGGAAAAGAAACUGAAAACGAGGAUUCCAAUGAUAACAAGGACAAUGCUCAGAAGGUUCAUGCGGAGACAGGCGUUGUAGUGGAGGAGAUUUUAGAAGAAUCGCCUAAAUGGAAGGUUUUACGGGAACUGUUACAGGAGAUAGCAGAAGAACAGGCAAAGGGAGAUGGUGACAAUGUAACACCUGUUCAUGAAGACAGACUUAAUGAGAGUGGCAUAGUUUUGAUAGCAUGCAAAGAUGAGCGGUCAUGCUUGCAGCUGCAAGAAUGUAUGUCAAAAGGCUUGCAUCAGGUCAUGCGGGUCGAGUGGGAGAAAUACUUGCUUGGCAAAGCUGAACUUCAUGGAUUACAUAGAAAGAACAAGAAGACAUCUCAGCAACCAAAAGGGUUUGGGGUUCUGGAUGGGGAAGUUCCUAUGAGGUCUGGUGAGAGUGCAGGUCCUGUUAGCAUUAGCAAGCUUGAGACUAAUGCCUUACUUGCGGCUGCCUCUGAAAUAAGCACUGUAACCAAGGAAGCAAAUCGUGAUGAUGAUUCAAAUGUCAACUGUAGGAAGAGAGGAUUGGUAAAAGGAAAAGGUAAAUUUAAGAAAACCAUGGCAAAGAGAGAAGCCAAUAACUUGAGAAACAGAAAUACUACGGAACAUACUAAUUUGGAAGUUGAAGGUCAAUCAGUAAAAACAGAUGAACAUGAGAUUGAUGCCUGUAAGUUGUCUGCAGAAGAUGAUUCUGCAUCAGCUCCAGCUGUUGACAAAGCUGUUAACUGUAUGUCUGCUUUUGGAGACUUUGUGGAUGCCAAACCGCUACCUCAUGUGCAAUUUUAUGCCCUAGACAGUGAUCACCAUGUACUUGAUGUAUGGAAACCUUCUGUAAUUAUUGUUUAUCAUCCAGAUAUAACAUUUGUUAGAGAAAUUGAAGUAUACAAGGCAGAAAAUCCAUCGAUGAAGUUGAAAGUAUACUUUCUUUUUUAUGAAGAUUCUGCUGAGGUACAAAAAUUUGAGUCCAGCAUUCGCCGGGAAAAUGAAGCAUUCGAGUCUUUGAUCAGACAGAAGUCGCUGAUGAUGAUACCUGUUGAUCAGAAUGGCCGUUGCAUUGGACCAACUCUUGCAAAUGAACCAGAAGCUCUUUUAUCUCAAAAUUCAAUAACAAGAAAGGCUGGUGGUAGAAAGCCACCAGAGAAGGAGAUGCAGGUUAUUGUGGACAUGAGAGAAUUCAUGAGCAGUCUUCCUAAUGUAUUGCACCAGAAAGGGAUUCGAAUAAUACCUGUUACCUUGGAAGUCGGUGACUAUGUUCUUUCUCCUUUGAUCUGUGUUGAACGAAAAAGUAUUGCGGACUUGUUCCAAAGCUUUGCUUCUGGUCGUCUGUACAAUCAGAUUGAAACUAUGGUUCGGUAUUACAAGAUCCCGGUGCUUCUGAUAGAGUUCUCACAAGACAAGAGCUUUUCCUUUCAGUCUGCAAGUGAGAUUGGCGAUGAUGUAUCUCCGAGAAAUAUAAGCUCUAAGCUUUCAUUACUAGUCCUGCAUUUUCCUCGGCUUCGCAUAGUCUGGUCUCGCAGCUUGCAUGCCACGGCAGAUAUAUUCCUAUCACUCAAAACAAAUCAGGAUGAACCUGAUGAGAGCAAGGCAAUGAGAGUUGGUGUGCCCUCUGAGGACGGGGUUGUGGAGAAUGACGUGAGGGCUGAAAAUUACAAUACAUCCGCGAUUGAAUUCUUAAGGAGGCUUCCUGGUGUGACAGAUUCAAACUAUAGAGCAAUAAUGGAGGAAUGCAAUAGCUUAGCAGAGAUGGCCCUGCUACCGCUAGAACGGCUAUCUGAGUUGAUGGGUAGUCAGAAAGGGGCACGCAUGCUCAAGGAGUUUCUUGAUGCCAAGUGUCCGACUAUGCUCUAGAGUAGUUUUGUAAUUGUUGUUGUAUACCAAUUAAGGGGUGUUUAGUUAUGCCAUAUUUAGUUCCUAAAAAGUUUUUCAAAAACAUCACAUCGAACAUAUAAA